This is a messenger RNA of Rhincodon typus (whale shark), 2659 nucleotides long. Its product is annotated as phosphatidylcholine transfer protein. The coding region runs from base 41 to 673 and encodes 210 amino acids. Lineage: Eukaryota; Metazoa; Chordata; Chondrichthyes; Orectolobiformes; Rhincodontidae. The transcript is spliced from 6 exons. The record is from RefSeq and is a predicted model, not a curated record. Gene Ontology annotation, molecular function: phosphatidylcholine binding; phosphatidylcholine intramembrane carrier activity.
GCAGUUGUCAUGGCGCUUUCACGUGAGUCUGACUGUUGCUAUGGCGUUGUGCUGUCCGGAAGCGGCCUGGAGGGAGCUGCAGGUGCCCGCUUUGGGCGGUGACUGGGAACUUUUCUUGGAAAUCAGUGGCGGUAUUCGCAUUUACCGCAGGUGCUGCCAGGAAUCUAGUCUUUAUGAAUACAAAAUCUAUGGAACCUUUCCAGAUUGUGAUCCAGAGUUGUUCGUAGAUGUGUACAUGGACCUGGAGUAUAGGAAGCAAUGGGAUAGUUAUGUGAAAGAGCUCUGUGAGCAGGAGUAUAAUGGACAGAAAGUGAUUUACUGGGAAGUCAAGUACCCGUUUCUUUUGUCUAACCGUGAUUAUGUUUACGUUCGUGAGCGCCAUGACUUGGAUGUUGAUGGACGAAAGGUUUGGGUGAUUGUGGCAAAAUGUGUGCCUGGUUUACCAGUGAAAUCCAGUGUCAUCAGAGUGGAGGACUAUCAUCAAACUGUGGCUCUGGAGAGUGAUGGUAAACAAGGCACCAAAGUGUUCAUGCAUUACUUCGAUAACCCGGGGGGUAUGAUCCCAACUUUCCUUGUUAACUGGGCAGCAAAGACUGGAGUGCCUACCUUUCUGAAAGACAUGCAGAAGGCUUGUGCUAACUACCCUGAGUACUGCAAGAAAUCUGGGAAAUAAUUGCCAUGCUAUUGAUUCAGAUUUGAUACUCUGCAAGGAUGAGAAGAUUUGUCCCAACUUAAAAGACGUCUCACCUUUGUGCUAUAUUGUGAUUGGCUUGCAUUGUUUGACCAGUGGAAAAAUCAUAUAUUUAUCACUAAGACUGUCUGCACUCACUGCAUUGUAUGUCUUUUUAUACUAUCCUCCUUAUCUAACAAAUCCUUGGCAUCCCUAUCAUGGAGUGUAGAAGAAAAUGAAGUAAUGACCACCCAUAAACUACACUUUUAUAAGUGGGCAAAAGUUCUGCAGCUUUAAUCUUACCUACACGAUGGUUUUAAUGGGGACUGAUUUAAAAACAAAUAGCAGGUGUGGAGUUGAAGAGUUUCUUUGAGUGGAGCGGGGAGAAAAUUGGCACUGCACUUUGAAUGUUGUUUGGAAUUGUUUUUUCCUGUCUCUUGGCAUUUGAUUCUGUUUUCCAUUAGCCAUGACUAGGAGACAGUUCCCCACUGCUACGCUCAUGGUUGGGCUGUUCGUUAUAGGGAAAUCUUAAAUGAAGGGAACCAGAACAAAAUAUUAAUAAAUAUUGCUGAGCCUUUCCUGGAUCUAAGUCUGAAGGUUUUCCAGGUGUUCUUUACUCCUGACUUUCCACCUUGCUUUCACCCCUCUUUAUUUCUCUCCGGGGAUUUAGUUGAGCCUGUUGUGUACUUGAGGCCCACAUAUGGUGAACAAUAUGGUUGACUGUAGCUCAAUGGCUUGCUGGUUGAAGAAACUUUAACUGUACUCAGUGAGGGAUUAUAAAACGCCAACUACUUAAGUUUACAUUCUGCAUCUGUCAGUUCUACCUGUGCUUUAGGGGGGGAAAGAAGCCUAAUGCCAAUAUUCACUGCUCUUGAGUAGUACAUGGGAGCAUAAGCUGCUUUCUCAUUGAACUUGGUGUGCGAGUUUAGAACUGAAUGAUAAUGUGCCACUCUGAACACAAUGCAACAGUUACUGAUUGGCUUCCAGCAAUUACUGUGUACCUGGAACAGUGGAGAGCGUGCAGAGGUGCGGGGCCUUGCUUUCUUGGUUUCAAUGUAUGGAAUCUAGUUUUCUGAGUAUGGGGCUAUGUUGCAGUGUCUCUCUCGUAUUUCUUGAUGGACUGCACAUUGUAUUUAGUGAAAUUAUGAAUGUAAAUCUUGUGUUGUUCCUAGCUUUCUACCUAAAUGCUCUGCUUAUUACUCAUCGCUAUCAAAUAAGGCAUUCUCUGGCUGGAACUUAUCAGAGUGGAAGGUUUAGUAUGGUAUUCUCUAAAUUCCUGAAUGGCCUUUCCUGAAACUGGACAUGAGCACAGGCUUUUAAGACAGCUGCUAACAUUUGGAUACUUAAUUCUCUCUCCAGUGGUCAAAGGUGUUGUCUUUAUUCUUUGCACAAUCUAGGGCCAUGCAUGAAGGCUGUCUGCUACCCCAUUGAUUUCUACCCUUGGCUGCUGUCAUUCUUGACUGUGUGGCUAAGAAUGGAACAGUAAAUUUGUAAUUUUCCCUUCAUGAUCCCAAUUCAUAAAACAGAUUGUUGCUAAUCUUUUUAUAAUCCCGAGAGGAUUUUUCUGCAUUCUUUUAAGCCUGGCCCAUCCUACAUCUUUGAGCCUUAGUAAUCCCACUCCCUUCACCUUUUUGUUACCCUUCUGUCCACUCCAUGAUCAGACCCUGUUUAAAGCAAUCUCCUGCACUUCCUUGUGGCUGAUUUUAAGUGUUGCCUUGAUCCCUGGCUACUCAAACUCUUACCAUUUUUCUCUUUCUAAAAUUAUGCCUUGACUGUGAUCCUGUUUUCUGUGCAUUUAAAUGUGCUGCAUCACCCAACCAAGAGAUAUAGAAGUUUCUUUUUCAGCAUUUCAUUCCACUAGUUUCCAACUGCCUAAUGUUUCUUUUGCAUUAGCGUUUUGUGCUGAAUCUAUUCCUUUGUUUAGACCACCCAGUCAUGCAUUGUAUUUGUUUUCCUGAAACUUCAAAAUUAAAAGUUGAGUAAACAUUC